GACAAAGAUCUGAGACGUCGAACGCGCAUUUUGUCAAACAUGCUGUGGACUGUGAAACACGCCAUUAUUAUGAACUGGUACACAUGAGCAGGUUUUAAAUAUGGAAAAUGUGGGCCACCGAAUUUAAACCCAUCUCCAUUUUUGACUGUGAAACAGUUUAUACUUAGCAUUCAGUGCUCUGUUCAUACGCAGAGCGGAAAGGAAGAGAAUGAACACAAAGACGACACUGUGGAAACCGAACAUGUUAGUGUUGAUUGAUCGCAAAGCUCUGGUUUUCUGACCCUGCCAAAUUUGAAGAACCCUGGGAGCAAGGGGACCAACCAUUCACAAAAAUUGAGAGUCAUGAAGAAAAAUUCUGAUUCAUUGCACAAUUCGGGUACAUAUACAAGCCCAGGAACACCGGAACAUGGGGAUAACAACGUGGGCGGGAUUCAAAAGGGUUGGCAGUCAGAAAGAGUACCUUUGCAGACAAAUAGUAGCCGAAGGCAUAUUAGUGCUGCUGCCUUGAUGCCAUUCAAUAGUGGAAGGGCUUUGCCUUCAAAAUGGGAUGAUGCAGAGAGGUGGAUAACUAGCCCGGUUUCAGCAUUUGAUGUUUGCAAAACUUCAGUCGUCCAACCUCAAAAGCGACCCAAGUCAAAGAGCGGCCCACUGGGGGCUUCGGGGGUUGCGUAUUUCUCGAAUUAUUCACCUGCUGUGCCAGUGCUUGAAGGUGGGCGUGUGAGCAAUUUGAUGGUGGGUUCGCCAUUUACAAAUGGUGUACUGGUUGCUGAUAACAUGUCCGUUCAUUAUGGCGGUGGCGUUAGUGCUCAAUCUAACCAUGUACAAGCUAAGAAUCGUAUGGCCCAACCUAGUGUUGUCCCUGGAUGGUCAGAUUUGCUACUUGAAGCCUCGCUGGCCAGCUCCCACGAUGAGCAGCUUGAUCGCACCAAGGAUGCAGAAACCAUGGUUUCCUGUGUUGUUUUGCGACGGGAUAAGGCGACCCAGAUGAGCCCUGAGGGCAGUACUCACUCAUCUACCGAAGAAAAGUCUUUGUUCUCUACCUCUGCUCCUUCAAUCCCUCUUGCACUGAGGCCUCAUGGAAACCAUUCUGCUAAAGUGGAAGUUAGGGAUGUGCAGGUAGACAAAGGAGCCACAGUGACCUGCCUGUCUAGAAGACAAACUGUGAGAAAGACAAAAAAACUCUCACCAGAUGUUGAGGACCUGGCUUCAUCGUGGGAAAUUGCAGAAGACGGAAAGAACACGUCAAAGCUCCAAAGAGAAGAGGCCAAGAUCACUGCAUGGGAGAACUUGCAGAAGGCAAAAGCUGAGGCAGCAAUUCGAAAACUUGAGGUGAAACUGGAAAAGAAGAGAUCUGCAUCAAUGGAUAAGAUUUUGAACAAGCUGAGUGCUGCUCAGAUUAAAGCUCAAGAUAUGAGAAGCUUUACAUCAGAGAGUCAUGCCAAUCAUGUUCCCCGGACUUCGCCCAAAGCUUUAUUCAUUCGUAAGUCUGUCAAGAUGCGUCGCUUUGUGAGAAGUUUCUUGACAUGUCAUGCAGUUUAAUUCUUGGCAUAUUCUUCUUCUGGUGCAAUCCUUGUCACCAGGCAAUUUUUAGUUCUUUCAAAAUCUGCCAAUCUUCUUGUUACGUUGGCUUCUUUUACUCAUUGUGGGAAACUGGACUUGUUUCUGUAAGAUGUCCAGAAGCAGAUGUAAUGAAAAACAUAACAACUAUAAUGGGGUUCAUUUUAAUUUGUCCCCUCAAAUAUUUUGAAGUUAAAACUAUUUUUUGGGUAGUGUUUUUAAAUACAACUACAUUAGCAUCACGG
Messenger RNA from Ilex paraguariensis (yerba mate), 1802 nucleotides. The record is from the annotation of a GenBank genome assembly. Lineage: Eukaryota; Viridiplantae; Streptophyta; Magnoliopsida; Aquifoliales; Aquifoliaceae.